AUGCUGACAGUGGCACCUUACAAGACGCCGGAGAAGAAGGAGAAAAAGAAGAACCCCACGAGGGGGGCCCGGGAGGGCCUCCGCCCACUAAGUCCGGGGACACUCACGCCCCUUCUGUGCAAGAGGGGGGACCAGGAAGAAGAGGAGGAGGAGGAGGAGGAGAGCGGCUCCUCCCGCACCAGGAAAAGAGCGACACCAACUGAAGCCGAAGGGGAGAACCCUUCUCCAGCUCCGAAGAAGAGGGGAAAGGGGAAGCUGGUCCUGCUUGAUGACAGUUCGGACUCUGAUGAAGAGUCCGCAGCCUCUGAGCGGAUCCCGGAGAAGGUUCCCAGGGUCAAGCCCCGCACCGAAAGCCCAGCGCGCGACCGCCCCAACGACCAGAUAUCCGAGGGCACUUCUCCGCCAACAGAUCUGGCGGAGAGCGGGUGCGCAUCGGAUGCUGCACCCCGUCCGGGCUCCCAUGAAGAGCUCAAGCUCGUCAACAAGCGGCUUGACGAAGCACAAGCUGGUGCCCCGGAGGUCGAGAACCUCAGAGCCGAGUUGCGGAAGGUGAAAGCCGGCGCAGUCAAACAGAAGGUGGCGGGCGAACGAACGACCAUCGAGCUCACGUUGGUGAAAAACGACAGUGAGAAACAGGAGGCCAGGGUGGCCGAAGUGCAACAUGAGCUCAAGGAUGCCAUCACUAAAAUGUGA
Molecule: messenger RNA, 693 nt
Organism: Aegilops tauschii subsp. strangulata
Lineage: Eukaryota; Viridiplantae; Streptophyta; Magnoliopsida; Poales; Poaceae
Source: RefSeq, a predicted model, not a curated record